ACUUACUUAGUGGUACAAGUCAAGAGACCAACGGGAGACACGGUUAUUACAUCCACUUUCACUAUGGACGACCUAUCCUCUCAUGCAUCGCAAUUGGGCAUCUCAGAUUCCAAUUCCCCUCAGGAGCCAUUUGAUCCUCGCCAAAUCGCUCGUCUCCUGUCAGAGUACUACGAACUCAUGGCCCGCAUGCGAUACUUCUCUCCAGACUUGAUCAAGUAUCCACCUCACGAUCCCCCAAUCGACGUUGCUUUCGCUCAAUCUCUGGGUCUAGAGCCUCAAGUCAUCGAAUUGUUGCAGGUCCUACCGUAUGUCGAGGGCUUACACAAUGAGGACGAGUUCAUUUUAGGUGGAAGCUUUGCCGAUUUCAGGAAGAAUAGGGUUCUGGAGCAGUCACGAGACCCAGACUUCGCGUGUCCGCAAGGUGACUACGAGGAAGAGAAUGGAAAGUAUGUGAUGCCAUGGGUCUUGGUACUGAACGAGUGUGGAAAUCAUGGGAGUAUCAUGUAUUUCGAUACUAGAAACGGCCAUAUAACCACAAUCUGGCAAGGUGGUGCCGGAGGUGGAAAUGCUGAUCCUUACUUCUAUGGCAAAUUUGGCUGGAGUACAGCUCUGGAACAUGAACACCCCGUCAACAAGAACCGGAUUGAGCACUUUCCCAGCAGACCGGCUAAGGAUCUUUUCGCCGACUACACCAACCGUCUGAUGACUUUAGAAUGGAUACCAUUUAACACUUAUGGACCAAGGAUCUUCGAGAAAAGUGCUAAAGAAGAGUACGUUGAUCUCAAAUUAUUAUUUGAGACGUAUGGAUGGCCUGGAGAAUUGGAUGCCAAGGGCUUCGAUGCUGCGAGCAGAAGAUGGAAGGAGUUCAACCGAAUCAGAAGAGAAGCUACGAAACUAAUGACCGAGGUCCAAGAUCUGGAGAAACAAAGCCUUAAGCUCCAAAAGCACAUCGAAAAGACACUACAGAGCAAAGACGAAGAUGUGACCAGAACUCCAGAAGAGAUUGCAACAAUGGAACAACACUUACAAGCGUGGCGAAGAAACCUGGAAUGGGUUGCAAUACAAAAGCAAGAGGCUGUGGAAGAGGCAGAAGGUGUCAAUAGCGAAGAUUCUGCCCUCGAAAAGGCUUGGGAGAAGCAUAUUCAGAACGGGAUUGAGCGAAAGAUGAGGGAUCUGAGUUGGUUUCGGAAUGAUGGAUCGAAAUAUGCGACGGAGGAGAAGAUGCGAGAUCUUGAGGUAGGCAUUGCAGCUCUGGAGGAACGGAUGAAGGACCUCAAAUCUUUACCGAAGAUUGCCUUUGAUGCCAUCAAGUCACAGGAAGAUGAAGGGCAAUGGCUAUGCUGUAGAUAAGACUAACUGGCAAUGUGUAUGUACAUUCUUGCAGAAUGAAUGUCAGACGAACCGUUCGGAU
Molecule: messenger RNA, 1411 nt
Organism: Mollisia scopiformis
Lineage: Eukaryota; Fungi; Ascomycota; Leotiomycetes; Helotiales; Mollisiaceae
Exons: 4
Coding region: 64-1350 (428 amino acids)
Source: RefSeq, a predicted model, not a curated record